Humulus lupulus (European hop) is the source of this 463-nucleotide messenger RNA. RefSeq names its product dual specificity protein kinase YAK1 homolog. The transcript has 2 exons. The record is from RefSeq and is a predicted model, not a curated record. Lineage: Eukaryota; Viridiplantae; Streptophyta; Magnoliopsida; Rosales; Cannabaceae. Bases 74 to 463 code for a protein of 129 amino acids.
AAAAUACUGACAUUUUCGUUGUUCUUGAUGUGCUUUACUUUUAUCAUCUCUCUUUCAGCCCGUUUCUCAAAAUAUGCGGGUGGACCAUCAUCCUGAUGGAGGGCAUUGGUUUGCUGCCGGUCUCUCUCCCAAUAUUACAACUGGGAACAAAGUUCCUGUGCAUGGUAGCCCACAUUUCCAAAUAGUACCACCAGACACAGCUAAUAGUUAUGGCAGUAUGGGAAGCUAUGGUAGCUACAAUGAUAGUACAGGGUUAGGAAGCAGCUAUGGGAGUUAUGGAGAUACAAGUAGUAUGUUUGCAUAUUGUUCACCUGUUGGUCCAUCUGGCAUGAACAUGCAUGUACCAGGAAAUGUGUCAGUACUUGGAAGUAGUCCCGAUGCUAGACGGAGGAUUGUUCAAUAUUCACAUGGAAAUGCACUUGGUGUAAGUCCAUGGGCCGGGAAUUUUAGCUCCAUUAUUUGA